Molecule: messenger RNA, 10498 nt
Organism: Xyrauchen texanus (razorback sucker)
Lineage: Eukaryota; Metazoa; Chordata; Actinopteri; Cypriniformes; Catostomidae
Product: protein SPT2 homolog
Exons: 6
Coding region: 401-2296 (631 amino acids)
Biological process (GO): nucleosome assembly; regulation of DNA-templated transcription
Cellular component (GO): nucleolus
Molecular function (GO): DNA binding; histone binding
Source: RefSeq, a predicted model, not a curated record
UAUUGGUUCUAGAACGCUUAAUUUUCUCAGGAGAGUUUCGAAAUUCGCCUUGUGUUUUUACAGCUUUUCUGUUUAAUAUCGUUUAAUGACACUUUGAGGUAACUCAUCCGGUGUCAUUGAGAAAAAACGGAACGGAAUUAUUUUAAUUAUCGGGCAAACCCUCCGUUUUUAAGGGUUUCAAUGUACAAUGAUUCAAUAUGACGAACAGAAGCUGAAGGCAGUUGAGCUAAUCUAGGGUUUUUCGUCAACAUCUCUAGUUUGCUCUAAUCAACUAUUUUAUUUGAGUUUAUUUAGCUGUAUUUAAGGGUAUUAAGGCUGUUUGAGAUUAUUGGUUGUCGAUUAGUAAGUGGUAGCUAUUGCCGUUAGCUAUACAAGUGAGCAUUUGACGGCGUGAGUGAUUAUGGAUUUCGACAAUGUGCUGUCCAUCGCCACCCAAAAUCAAGGGCUCAGCUGCGUACCGAAACGGUAUAGCUUGAAAACUGGUCCACCAAAGAAAGAUGUCAAAGUGAAAGGGGUUAAUUCAGCAGCAGUGCAAGCCUUCUUGAAAAAGCAAGCCAUAGAGCAAAAGAAAAAAGAACUACAGCAUAAGAAGUCAAAAGAAGAGCUACUUGCCAAAAGAGUUGAACUAAAAUCAGACAGGAAGGCACGGGCAAUGGCUUCACGGACCAAGGACAAUUUCAAAGGUUACAAUGGCAUCCCUGUCAUAGAUCAGCCCAAAAAGAGGCAGUCAAAGGCAGACAGAUGCGAGGAGCAGCAGACAACUGAUAUGUAUGAAGAGGAGGAGGACAAUUAUGAUUAUGAGGUUUCAGAUUAUGAAUCUGACGAACAAAGCAGCCUUGUUAAGGCUCCAUCUAGAGCUGAUGCCCCAAACAAAGUCGACAUCAAACAGAAAAAACCUAAUGCACCAGCUAGGCCCGCCCCGCCACCCAUGAACUUUGCGGACCUCUUGAAACUUGCUCAGAAAAAACAGUUUGAACCUGUUGAACUGAAACCAGUGAAGAAGACAACGGAGGAGAGGCUUAGAACAGCGGAAGAGAUUCGAGAACUUGAAAUGGAGCGCAAAGUUAAGAAACAGGAUAGAGGGUGGGAUGCCAAACCAGACAAGAAUUCAGGUCCGAAAGACAGCAAAACGCAAUCCAGCUCAAAUUCCCAAAAUAAAAAUGGCGACAGAGAUGGAAAGUUGCCCAAGACAUCAAUGGAUAAGCAUUCCUCUAGCAGUACCAACAAAAAGCCAAAGACACAAACACCCAGUGAAAGAACUCCUGUUUCUGCCAAACUACAUGGAGACAGAGCCAGCUCAGGCUCAUCCGGUACCUUAAAUGGUACAUCUGCCAUAAAGAACAGUACAUUGUUACAGGCUAAACAAGCACCACCCAGACCCUCACAGGGCCAGAGGCCUACAACCUCAAAUGACCUUGCCUCAAAGAAGGGGAAUACCUCAACACCUCAACGGAAGUCAAGUAUUUCUGGUAGUCAUACUGGAGCUCCUAAUGUGGCUAGAUCAUCGGGUCAAGGAACACACAGAAGCUCUUCGCAGGUUAGACCUGGCCAGAGUAACUCCGAUAGGGGUGGCCAUCCUCAGAAACCAGCAAAACCAGGAAAUUUAGCUCGAUCUGGAAGUGGUGCUCCACCUCGGCCUGGUAGCAAUGGAAUUUUACACCCCUCUUCUGGUGACCCUUUAAGGCAACCAAGACCAGGUGGGAGUUUACAGGGUCAGCAACUUCCUGGAGGCUCUAGGGCCUCUAUAAUUGGACCAAGCAAGAUGGGAAGUGGUAUUUCUGGGAGGCCAGUAAACAGCAUGGGUUCAGGCCCUGGAAGACCUCAGUGCACUGUUGUUUCAGAGACCAUUUUAUCAAAGAAUUUGGCACCAAGACCUGGGAUGGCUCCAAGGCUUCCAGGACCUCAAGGCCCCAGGACCACAGUUGGCCCCACCGGCCAUAGACUUUUGGCUAGACCUUCUGGACCAGCGCAGCCCCCAAUAACAUCAAUCUAUAAACGGAAGUAUGAGGACGAGGAAGAGUAUGACUCGGAAAUGGAUGACUUCAUCGACGAAGAAGAACAAGAUCAAGAUGAAAUUUCAAAACAUAUCAGGGAAAUCUUUGGCUAUGACAGGAACAAAUAUAAAGAUGAAAGCGACUAUGCACUGAAGUUUAUGGAGAGCAGUUGGAAAGAUCAGCAAAAAGAGGAAGCUAGGAGUUUACGCCUGGGAAUCAAAGAGGAUAAAGAAGACUUGCUUAUGGAGGAGGAGGAGAUGAAAAGAAAACUAGCGAUGAAAGCAAAGUGGAAAAAGAUUUAGUUGGAUUUGAUGGACAUUGACUUUGAUGUAGUCUCAUUGAAGUGGAUAGGGUAGGAGUGGAAAGGAAAUUUCUUGCUUUCCUUGUGCCGCUGACAUUUUUUUACACUUAAUUAUUUGAAUGCCCAAGCCAUGGAGCAGGUUUGCACGUUCAAGAGCUCAUCUGCCGUACCGGAGAUUUGGAGAAAAUAAUAUAUGAAACUAAUAUCGAGAAUCAUGACGGCAAUUUUUAUCAGUAGAAAUAAUGAAAUUGGUCCUAGAAUUUAUUUUAUUAUUUGUACCAUUUAAUUGGUAAGAUAAGACAGAAACUACUAUGUCUUCCUAUGUAUUUAGUGACAUUUCACAAAUUGUUCUUGUAAGGUAAAUUACAUCACAAAAAUGUAAAGGUUAUCUAGCUAGACAACUCUUAGUCCACUAACAAAAAAGUACAAUGGUAACCUAGUAAUGCCAUGUUUUUGGGCAUGUAAUGUAAAGUUUUAGAUGUAUAAUAGAAUUGUGUCCUUUGAAGAAAUUUGAAAUGCAGUUUAAAUAACGUUGCAUAUGAAUUUACUGAAUAGUCACUCAUGGUACAUAAUAUCACCUGAUGCCAUCACAAUAUAAUUAUAAACCCACUAUUAGUCUGCAUUUAAAAUGACUUGGUUUGAUGUCCUCUGAGGCAUACGGUUGAUACAGAAGACUAGUUUCGAUUAAAAAAAAAAAAACACGGUUUUUGGACAGUUGCAUUACCAACGUAUUUUUAAAAGGAAUGUACAAAGUUGCCUUUCGAAAUAUAUUCCGCUAAGACCUACCUUUGAAAUGAUCAUUGUAGCCCCUAUAUGAGUGAUAUCUCAACUGUCCAUUCGCAAACCGUUGGUUAGUUGCUAAUAGCCAGGAGGAUGGGUGGAAAACGUCUCCAGUUACUCGUGUAUCCUCGGAUCCCUGAGAUGAAGGGAAUGAGACAUUGCAAUGAACGCGAUGGGGAAAUUCCUUUCCCACGACUUAGUGGAAAACCUUGUGUCUUAACGGCAAUCUAAUGAUUGGCAAUGAUGGUUGAGCCUAGGGUUGCAGCGGUUGGGUUGAAAAUUGACGGUUAUCAUGCCAUGUACAUUUUCUUAUCUCCGGUAUUGAGAAAAAAAUGCAACCAGACUCUCAUAUGCGCAUCUCCUUUAUUCCUUUUCUGCCUGUCAGACUCGUCAACUUGCAACACACACAAACACACACGCAAGCGCAGUGGAGAAAAUGUCUGAGAGAAGUGAGGUGAGGGGGUCUGACAUGAGUGUGUGUUAAAGCAGUGUUUCUCAACUGUGUUUCUCAAUGCCAUUGUUCUCCCAUUGAAGAUAUUUCGGCAGCCGCCCAAGGUAUAGACUAUUUAGGACGUCUCGCUUUCCCCUUUGAACAAACUUAGCGAUCUGUAGUGCAAUAUUCUGCUAAUGGAAAAGUGUUAUAGUGAUGUUUGGUGCUUUAAUCAGUGAUUAAAUUAAAUCUAAAAGGAGGAGUAAUCAUUGACAUGCGAGCAAAAGCAAGCCAGAGACGAAUAUGUAAAUGUAUUUUUUCUUUGCGCAAUUUAGAAACGUUGAAAUCCCUUCGUGCAUGUAUGUUAAUCUAACUAGCUAGUAUUUAUUUUUCAUAAAUACAUUCAUUUAUUAUUACUAUUAUUUAAGACUAGCACACUGACCAUGGUAAUGAGGAGCCUUUCCUUCAGUGUAAUAUGUGUAUAAAUAUGUAAUAUUAUGUAACAAACGGGAUAAUAAUGGGCUCAUAUAAGUAAAUAUGCUCUUCAAUUUUUAAAAGGGGGAGAGACAACUUCCUGUAGAUUUUGUUGUUGACAUCAUCAACAAAAAUAAUGACACUUGAUGCAUGUACUUGUACUGGAAAACCAUGAACAAAAAACUAUGCGACAUAAAAGGAAAUGCAACCCAGGAUACAUUAAAUACAGGUUAUGUUUAAUCUAUGCCAGGUCGACAUUUGAUUUCCAAUGUAAAAUCUGUCCUGUAGCAAAACCAGUUGAGAACCACUGAGUUAAAGGUACAGACAGGAGCAGUAUAUGUUAACUGUUAAUAAUCAUAGGACAUUACUUUAAAAGCUCACACAGCUGAUGUUAUUUUUCAUUGAGUAGUUCAUUUAACAUGUAAACUAACAUGCUUUAGUUAUAUAACAUGUUAUAGUUGCAUUAUAUUUUUUUAUCAUGUUUAUAAUUCUGUUUAUUAUAAUUAUUUUACCUUUUUUAUUUUUUCUAUUUAUUUAUUUUCAAAAGGGAGACUUUUUUUUUUUUACACAUAUGUACCAAGAGUGGAAGCAGCAUCAUUCUUAAAAGUGUAACACAUACUUCAGUAAAAUAAAUGGUUUCAAGUUUCAAUUAUAAUAAAGUGUUUGCUCAAAAAUAAAUCAAUAAAUAACCCUUCUGUUUUCACUAAUAAUAGUAAUUGUGUAAUACCGUAUACAGUGAAACCGAGAUAUUUUCUGAGACUGUUAUCAUACUGUGAAAAUCUCAUACCAAUGCAACCCUAGUUGAGCCCUUCCUUUUUAGGCACACAUUUGCUCUAUAUGGGUGCUCAAACAGAAUUUCUUCAGAAUUUUCUUACUUUAGGGACAAGAAUGCAUUGCUCAUUCCUCAACUGUAUUAGUAGUGCGCCCAAGUCAUGUCUCGUUCCCUUCAUCUCAGGGAACCGAGGUUACAUGAGUAACUGGAGACGUUGCCUAUUGAUUUAGUUCACUUGACAUUGCAAAGAACACUAGGGGAACAUCCCAUCAUGCAUACGGAGCAUCUUACUCUAAGAUGUACCAAGGUAGAAACGCAUAGAAGAAUAUGUAUAUGAGUUCACGGCCCUUCGGGUGGUGACUUGUAUGUCUUCAGGUGUGUAUGUAAAUGAAUAACCACACAUGGUUAUUCAUGGAAGCUCAAAACAAUCUAUUGCAUCUUUUGCGAGAUUGUGAAUAUGGAAAAUCAGAAGGAAAGUUAAUCUGAGGAUCUAUAUGAGUCAUAAAAUACACACUUCUAUUGGAAAUGCUUGUGACCUCUAGUGGGAGUAAAUUGGAUAGCGGAUAGCAGCUGUAUUAAAAUAAGUACAGGCUGCCCACUUUUAAAAAGGAGCUCUGGCUCAUCCGCUGGGUGAUAGAAUAAUAAGCACUCCAGACAGAGAGGACUCGCAAAGUGAUUGAUGCCACGUCUAGGUCUUAAAACCUUGCAAACUUGUUCUGCGAAGACCAUCCUGCUGCAAAUCAUAUAUCCUUUAGGGAUGUACCAUUUGUCCAUGCUCAUGAGGAAGCCAUGCCUUUUGUUGAAUGUGCCUUUACGCCAAUAGGACAUCUAAUGCCCUGUGAUUCAUAAACAAGGGUAAUCUCAUCAAUGAUCCUGUGAGAGAGCCUUAGUUUGGAGACAGACAUGCCUUUUGUGUGUCCUCCAUAACAAUCAAAGAGCUGAUCUGACAAUCUAAACUGGGGAGUGCGCUUCACAUACGUGUGCAAUGCCCCCACAGGGCAUAAUAAACUGCCCUGUGGGGCAUCAUCCAAAUUAGACGGUGGAGAAGAGAAAGCUUGUAGUUGCACAAUCUGAGCCCUGAGGGGAGUGGAAAGCACCUUAGGCACACUUUUUUGGGUGUGAUGGUGGCUUUUGAAAGCCCCAGACCAAAUUCCAGACAUGAACGGUCAACCGAUAGCACCUUUAUAUCACCAACCCAUUUGAUUGAGGCCAGAGCCGACAGCAGUGCAGUCUUUAAAGAGAGCACACAUAACUCAACAGAUUUCAGUGGUUCGAACUGAGGGCUUGUGAGCGCCCCCAGCACCAGAUUAAUUCCAAUUUUGGAACUGUAGCAGGGCGAGAGGGGGUUCGAGCGCCUCGCUCCCCUAAGGAACUUUAUGAUCAGAUCAUGUCUGCUUAUAGAGGAACCAGUCUCUAGGGCAUGAAAUGCUGAUAUGGUCGACAUAGACCUUGAGAUUUGAUGGAGUAAGACCUGUGUAUACCUGCUCUUGAAGGAAUGUAAGGAUCUCCGUUAUGGAGCAAUUCACUGGGUCUUUGCUGUGAGAAGAGCACCAAUCCACAAACAAUGCCGUUUUAAUGCAUAGAGGCAUCUCAUAGACAGUGCUCUAGCCUGCAAAAUGGUGUUCAUUACAGACUGAGCAAGUUCGGGCACGUUCACUGUGCUCCGUUCAGGGGCCAUACGUGUAGGUUCCACAGCUCCGGCUGGGGAUGAGAGACAGUGCUCUGUGCAAAUAGUGUCCCAUGGAGGGCCACCUAAUAUCUCCAUUUAUGGAAACCAUGACUGGUUGGGCCAUUAUGGCGCAACUAACAGAGCCGUUUCCUUGUCCUCUCUGACUUUCUGAUGACAGAGUGGAGGAGACAUACCGGGGGAAACGCAUAUUUGCGUUUUGUCGGCAACUUGUGGGCCAAGGCAUCCACUCCCAGCGGGGCUUCGGACAUGGAGUACCAAAGAGGGCAGUGGACUGACUCUGCAGAGGCAAACAGGAUUAUUUCCGGUUUGCCGAACGUCUUAGGAUGAAGCCUCCAUUCCCCCGCCAUCAGUCCCUUGCACUCCACAGUUUAGAUUGCCCAGAACAUAUGUUGCACGCAGGGAAAGGAGAGGCUCAUCUUUGUUUAUUGUGCGAUUGAGUGCCGCCCUGGCGAUUUUAUGUAUGUUACCUCAAACAUUGUCUGACCGAAUCAGAACGUGAUAGUUCACUAUGUUGGAAUAGAAAGCUUUCACCACUAAGAAGAUGGCUUGCAUUUCCAAGCAGUUGAUGUGCUACGCCCGUUUCGCACCUGUCCAAGUGCCGAAAGCCGGGUGUCCAUCGCAUAACGCACCUAAACCCGUGUUGGAUGCAUCCGUGGUCACCACUUUUCAUCAGAAAACCUGACCCAGCAUCACACCCUGCUGAUAAAGUUUUGGAUCUGUCCAUGGUGCCAGAGGUGAGUCAUGGUGAUGCACAUACACCCCCCACUUGGUACAUGGUGUGACUUGGUACAUGGUUUUUGAGCCAACAUUAGAAAGGUCAAGUCCCUGUGCUCGCGUAGCAGAGCCUUUGAUCGGUAAAGCCCUUUGCGGGCGUGGCAGCUCAGAACAAUCUCUAUUGCAUCUUUUGCGAGAUUAUGAAUUUCUGCACGUAAUAAAAGCAUGUCCCAUGACAGAACCGUAGUGGAAAAAAUGCUGUUGAAGUGAGGCAGCCUGUGUGCGAACUGGGCCGAAUACCCAUGUUCGAUAAUUUUUAGCACCCAAUCUGACAUGCCCGUGAGCGUCCGCCAUGCAUUCACGUAACUGGAUAGCAGCUGCUUUAUAUUUGACACUAAUUGUGAUAGCGCACCGCUCACCAUUGGGAAAUGGGGAGGCAAGUCAAAUCCUCAAGAAUGGCAUGAGCCAAAGUUGAUAAGUACACUAAGGUAUGGUUUAAGAGUAUGCAAACAUAAGAGAGAGAAUUGUUUGUAUGUGAUCAUUAUGAACGGAACCCAAAGAGGGCUCAAUUCAAAUGUCACAGAUGCAGAUAGGCUGGAGGUCUUGCUGCAUUUUGAUGAGAAAAUAACGGCUGUGACAUUUUCUCUGUCCACCGUAUGGGGAACAACCUCUAUUGUGUCUCUAACAAGGACAUUUACUACAUCGGAGUGCAGAAUGGGCAUGUCAUGCACUAUAACAUUGAGGUUGGAAUACUGUUGAAGUGAGGCAGGCGUGUUGUGAACCAGAAUGUAUAACCGCGCACUACCAUUUUUUUUAACACACUGAAAAAUGCUUGCGUGUUUUACCUGUGUGUUGAGGUGAGCUGCCAUUUAUAAGACGGUAGCACUUUGUGGGGAGUGUGGGUUGAUUUUUCUCUGGAAUCGUUCAUUCAGACGAGAAUUUUCCGGCUUGACAGGAGGCGGCCAAUCAAGGCCAAGCUCCUCGACCGCCUGCGCAAUAACACUUGUUAUAACUUGUUUCAGUGGCCAUUGUGCGCUCCUCACCAUCGCCGGGGGGAGGGGGCAGCAACAUUCUCCAUGGACCAUUCUCCGAUACUGCGAGGGACACGGUAUCAUUAUCAUUGUCAGACCUGCUGAGUACGACAACACCGUGCUCUCAUAGAGGCCCAAAGGUCGUCACAUGCAUACUGCACUGGCGAAGAUGCUGCGUGGGAAGAUCCUAGGGCUUGCAUGGGCGCGAGAUCCUCCUCUGGUUUUUCCAUCUCUACCUCACAGCCCUGCCGUGCUUUCUCACAUGGUCCCUCGAGACUUAACACAGAGGAGGGCACGAGAGGUAGAAUUGUCCCUCAGAACGAUGGAGAACUUACAGUGGAGCGUCUUGAGACUCCGCUGUAGGAAUGUCUUCACAGUGAGGACAUCCUGUCCCACUAGAGCUGCUUCAUCGUGGGCGCAGCUCUCAUGUUGGUCUGACAGAGUGAUGUGUCGCUCUAGGGACACUUGCGAUACGACAUCUGUAAAAAGAUGUGUACACACAAGCGGCUCUUUUAUAGUGUUUUUUACGUCACUUGGAUGGAAUAUUAAAUAUGUAAAUCAAAGGAUACAGCUCCUACCUGGAUGCUGCGGGAAGCAGAUAGAUGUUUCGCUGAGCUAAGAACCCAUUCUGGUGGAGAGACUUCGUCGGAACACUAGAGGGGGCAGGUAAAUCUUUCACUGCAGGCGCUGAGAGUCAGGUGAAGAACACCCUGCUGCGUCUGCAGGGAAUCCUGUCCGCUGAUGGUGUCCAUUGACAGCUAAGAGAGGGCUGAUCCAGAUGUGUAGUCAUGAUGAGGUCGGUCUUGAAGGAAGAACAUUCUGAAGGAAUUAUGUUUCAAUGCCCGCUUGUAUAGAGCAAAUGUGAACCUAAAGGGGUGGGGCUCAAACAUCACUGCAAUAAGAUGUCCAUUAUAAUACAAGGGCUUCAACUAGGUCCUGGAAAAGGAAUAUCCCCAUAGCGUUCAUUGCAAUGUCAAGUGAACUAAAUCGGUAGGGAACAACUUCGGAUUGCAAAUGUUUCUUGAUAUUACAGUCAAAGUUUGUGUACUUCAUGCACAACAACACAACAUGCUGAUGUAAUCUCAGAAAAUGUUUUUUGCAAGAUCCAGAGAAGAAAAUCUUUUUUCCGUGAGGCAAAUCGUUGCCUUCCUCUAGUGGGCGAAAUUGCGGCUCAGAAAGCCGAAACCUCCAUCAAAAUUGCUUUCAAGGCAACUCAGUCCACUCGUCCGACAUCUUUGGAAUGCAGCUAUUUUAUGUAAACAAGCUCCAUAAAUGUACAGCUCUGAUCCAUUUUAAUGGGGGGAAAAACAAAAUCAAUGAUUGCAAUUAAAGAACCUAUUUAAAAUCGGCAGUAAGACAACAGUGGCCUCAUAAAUUGCUCUUCUUUAGCCCAAAGUUUUUAUGCAUAAAAACUUUCACACUCUGAAUGGGAGAUCACAGCAUUUUGCUCCAAGAGCAAAAAACAACAACAACAGAAAUCCACUAUACGUUUGAAUGACUGUCUUGAAGAGUAAGAAAAUAGAGAGCAGUGGACUAAGGCAAUUAAGAUUGUCAUACGGGAGAUUUUGCCAAAUUUACUGUCACUAUCUCAGCAGCAGCUGUGGUAACUCAUUUUUGAACUAAUUCCAGUGUAAUAUAAGACAAAGCAUAAUGUAAUAAAUUUACACUCAAUAUAAAAAAUUUUUAUUAAAAAAGUUGGUUAGAUUUACGCUGCUAAAUAAGGUGGAAACGAAUCAUCACAAUCUGUGAAAAAGGUCUGUUUUUUAGGCUUGCAAAUUAUUUUAUCAUUUUUGGUAAUUUCAUGACUUACUAACAGGCCCGUAAUUUCAUUACCAUUAUAUGACCAAUUCAGGUUGUCUUUAUGUCCUCUUAAAGUUGCAAGAUUACCCAGAAUGGUCCAGUUAUGUAAUGCGUUCAUAAUAUUUGUGUAAUUCUGUAAAUUAUUGGCAACGUAACUCAAGUCAUAGGUCCGUAAUUGAUUACCAUUACAAAUUCCAUUUUUUUUACAUUCUGUGAUCCAAUAUAUAUAUAUAUCCAGUUGCAACUCAGGAAAUUGCAUUUCUAUGACAGAUGUGUUGUAACCGUUUAAUAAUGCUAUCAUUUCAAGUUUUGUACAAUUUGUUUGGAUGACUUGAAAUCUUAAAAAAUGUCAUUAUAAAACAAAAUGUUUACAUACUAAUUAGUAGUUUAUGUAUCGUUUGCUUUUAUAUCUGUUUGCUUAUAGUAUCAGAUGAAUAAUUAUUUGUACAUUUAUUAUUCAGAAUCCUCUGCACAAUAUUAUAGAGCCUGCAUGUCAAAUAAAAUAAAAAACA